Molecule: messenger RNA, 3485 nt
Organism: Drosophila ficusphila
Lineage: Eukaryota; Metazoa; Arthropoda; Insecta; Diptera; Drosophilidae
Gene: Pgant2
Product: polypeptide N-acetylgalactosaminyltransferase 2
Exons: 8
Coding region: 428-2347 (639 amino acids)
Cellular component (GO): Golgi apparatus
Source: RefSeq, a predicted model, not a curated record
CACAAAACAGACAACGGGACAAAAAGUUCAGUCUGUCGAACGAAACGGGAAACGAAAGUCGUCGCGUUGUACCAACUAAAUAAAUGAUAAAUUGAUAAAUAAAAUAACUCGAUGUUAACAAAUUACAAAUAAUUCAAAGUAUAUUUUUGUACACACGCCUCGUACAAGUAAUCUAGCAAACACCAAAACACCAAAGUGCAUUUAAUACAAACAAAAAUUGUGAAAACGCAAGCAAUAGGCAAAGUCAUAUGUCCAUUAAUCAUAAAAGAAGUGAUAAAAUAACGUGUUCACAUCGUAUUUGAGUUGAAACCGCAUAAUUCAAUUGCCAAACAACCACACCAAAAAGUAAAUAAAUAGAUAUCGAAGUGAACGUGAUACGUCCUCAACCCAAUUAGGAGUUAAAUAUAAUAUAUAGAAGCUGUCCAAAAUGCGCCGCAACAUCAAAUUGAUUGUUUUCGUGAGCAUCAUUUGGAUGUUCGUGAUGGUCUACUACUUCCAGUCCAGCACCGAAAAGGUGGAGAACCGGGCGCUGCGGCUCCGGGAGGUGGCCACCGCCAUGCAGCAGUACCAGGACGACUCCUCCUCGGCGGCCGCCGCCUCCACCGCCCGCCAGUGGGCGCCAGCUGGCGGAGGAGGGGGCGUGGCAGCGGGGGCAGGGGCGGGAGCGGCGGCAGGAGCAGCUGGCAGCGGGGCGGACGAUCCCGGCGGCAAUGUCAUCCUAAUCGGCUCGGUGAAGGACUUCGAGCGCAAUGCGGUCCACGGGCUCAAGUUGAAUGGAAUCGUGGCUCUCGAGGAGACUUCGCAGGGUCUCAGUGGGGGAACUGGUGGUCCUGGUGGUCGAUUACCAGUGGCUCCCAGUGGUCGGGGCACCGAAGUGGAGUACUUCAACGAAGCGGGUUACAUUCGAGCGGGAGCCCUGAGAAAUGGCGAAGAUCCCUAUAUCAGAAAUCGCUUUAAUCAGGAGGCCAGCGAUGCUCUUCCCAGUAAUCGGGACAUUCCCGACACCCGGAAUCCAAUGUGCCGGAACAAGAAAUAUCGGGAAGAUCUGCCCGAAACAAGUGUGAUCAUUACCUUCCACAACGAGGCGAGGUCCACUCUGCUGCGAACCAUUGUGAGCGUCCUGAAUCGCAGUCCCGAGCAUUUGAUCCGGGAAAUUGUCCUGGUGGAUGACUACAGUGAUCAUCCUGAGGACGGUCUGGAGCUGGCCAAGAUCGACAAGGUGCGGGUGAUCCGCAACGAGAAGCGCGAGGGUCUGGUGAGGUCGCGGGUGAAGGGCGCGGAUGCGGCGGUCAGCAGCGUGCUGACCUUCCUCGACAGCCACGUGGAGUGCAACGAGAUGUGGCUGGAGCCGCUGCUGGAGCGGGUUCGGGAGGAUCCCACCCGCGUGGUCUGUCCCGUGAUCGACGUGAUCAGCAUGGACAACUUCCAGUACAUCGGCGCCUCGGCGGACCUGCGGGGCGGGUUCGACUGGAACCUGAUCUUCAAGUGGGAGUACCUCAGCCCCUCGGAGCGGGCGAUGCGGCACAACGAUCCCACGACGGCCAUCCGGACGCCGAUGAUCGCCGGCGGGCUGUUCGUCAUCGACAAGGCGUACUUCAACAAGCUGGGCAAGUACGACAUGAAGAUGGACGUCUGGGGCGGCGAGAACCUCGAGAUCUCGUUCCGCGUCUGGCAGUGCGGCGGCAGCCUCGAAAUCAUCCCCUGCAGCCGGGUGGGGCACGUCUUCCGCAAGCGGCACCCCUACACCUUCCCCGGCGGCAGUGGCAACGUCUUCGCCAGGAACACGCGACGUGCCGCGGAAGUCUGGAUGGACGACUACAAGCAGCAUUACUACAACGCCGUUCCCCUCGCCAAGAACAUUCCCUUCGGCAACAUUGAUGACCGUCUGGCUCUGAAGGAGAAAUUGCACUGCAAGCCCUUCAAAUGGUAUCUGGAGAAUGUCUAUCCCGACCUGCAGGCCCCCGACCCACAGGAGGUUGGCCAAUUCCGGCAGGACGGCACCGAGUGCCUGGACACGAUGGGCCACUUAAUCGACGGCACAGUGGGAAUCUUCCCGUGCCACAACACGGGCGGCAACCAGGAGUGGUCCUUCUCGAAGCGCGGCGAGAUCAAGCACGACGACCUCUGCCUGACCCUGGUGACCUUCGCCCGGGGCUCGCAGGUGGUGCUGAAGGCCUGCGACGACUCGGAGAACCAGCGCUGGAUCCUGCGGGAGGGCGGCCUUGUGCGGCACUACAAGAUCAACGUCUGCCUCGACUCCCGGGACCAGACGAUACAGGGCGUGAGUGCCCAGCACUGCAACUCGGCGCUGGGCACGCAGCGCUGGUCCUUCGGCAAGUUCGCGUGAGGAAGCGGUCCUCGACUCGACUAAGUUCCCAGUUCCAGGACUCGACUAAGUGCAGCUCGGCCGGCCGUGAUAUAAGUGCGAGUGGAUGAGAUUAGGAGGAGGAGGAUUAGGUGGAGGAGCCAACCUACGCGAUGCGGAUUGUAUGUGUACUGUACUGUGUACUUGUAAUGGUUUAUUCACGUUGAUUUGUUGCUGAACGGAGACACUCACACACACACAUUAUACUAUACUCGUAUAUUAGCGCGUGUAAGUUCGCGAAUAAGUUCAACCUUAGUUCGAAUCAAAUCAACUGCUCCCGGGGGGUCAAAGUUAAACGCUACCUAAACAAAACCAACAUAAGGGCAUUCGAAAAUGUACUUAGACUGAUUAAUUUUUUGUAUAUGUAACUAAAAACUAUACGAAAGUGGAAUAAUACUAUAACAUACCAUGUAUAACCUUUGGCAGCUGAUGGAUGAAAAGGGGAACCGAACUGUAACUGAUUUGCAUUCUCACACAGCAUACAGCACACACUCAUUCAAGUCAAUUAAGAUCUGUACGAAGCCACAAAUUAGUACCCACAUAUGGUCCGUUUCAGAAACCCAAAUCAGAAUCAUCAGGCCCAAGCUCAGAGUCUUCUCAACCUUGUACUUAAACAAACAAACAUGAAAUGUUAUCAUUAGUUUUAAUUAUACACCUAAGUGAAAUCAUUUGGAAUCAUUGACAACUGUAUGAAAUAUGUAUGUGUAUAUAUUGAGAGUCAAAUUUAUUUCAUGUUUAUCGAAGGCCAAAAAAGAACGUUUCGAUUAAAUGUAUUUACAUAUUGUAGGCAGAGCGAAAAAAGUGGAUUGUCUCCUGUGUUUUACCAUCGAUUGGCUGUUAUUUCGCAUGCAUAAAUCAUUUAAAGUUUCAAAGGAAAUUUAUUUGCUAUUUAUCACGGACAGACAACCGAAUUGAGCGGUGAACAUAUUUUUUCGCAUACAUUCCAUUUAUUAGAGUGGCUGAAUGAUUUGAAAUACACAGGAUAACACAAACCAAAUAUUGUAUAUUUGUUUGUAUACCCGAAAAAAAGAGAACGAAUGAUUAAAAGUGAGUUUUUAUUUUAAAACAACUAGAGAGGCAACAAAAGCGGAAAACAAUAAAUGGAAACAUAAAAAACAAA